UUUGAUGGAAAACUGCAAACAAAGUGAAUGUCGUAAUCACUGAUUGUUUACUAAUUUAUCAAAUGUUUAACUAUUCAUUAAAUUUUAUUUUAAUUAAUUGAUUGAUCUAUUAAUGACUAUUUUAAUAGCAAUAAUAUAAUUGAUUUAAUGAACUCACUGUUGAUUACAGUAUUUAUUAAUAAUUUUGUGCAAACACUGCGUUGAAAACCAUUUGACCCGUUGGUGGACAUGGAGUACGAUGAAGAAGAUGAAGAUAUCAUUUAUAAUAAUAUAUCGGAUUCAGGAAAUGAGUCGACAGAUGAAGAAGACGACGGACUGUCUGUUGCUUUAGAUGUCGAACCCAUCGGUGGUCAUCAUAAAGAAAGGAUGGACAUCGAUGAAGAUUUUCCUUUUGAAGUACUCACCACUGACUCGAUUGUCGAGCAUAUGAUUGAAUCCAUCAGAGAUGUCAAUACAGUAGUUCAGCUUCCGCCGACAAUAACCCGUAUUUUGUUGAAUCACUUUAAAUGGGAUAAAGAAAAACUCUACGAAAGGUAUUACGACGGCGACCAAAACGAGUUGUUUUCUGCCGCACAUAUCGUGAACCCCAACUCUGAGCUAAACGUCAGCAAACAAAUUAAGAAAAAUAGUCACAACGGUAUGGAAACUUGUAUUAUCUGUUGUCGAGAUCUGCCUUCUUCUUUGAUGACUGGUCUGGCAUGUGGUCAUCGUUUUUGUAAAGAAUGUUGGGUAAACUAUUUGACCACAAAGAUCAUAGAGGAAGGACAGGGUCAGAAAAUAUCAUGUGCUGCUCAUGCAUGCGAUAUUUUAGUUGACGACCAAACUGUAAUCACUCUGAUUACAGAACCUAAAGUAAAACUUCGUUAUCAGCACCUCAUCACCAAUAGUUUUGUUGAGUGUAAUCGACUUCUGCGGUGGUGUCCGAAACCCGAGUGCUCUCAUGUGAUACGAGUUUCUUAUGUGGACUUUCAACCUGUUAAGUGUGUUUGCGCUACUGUUUUCUGUUUUGUUUGUAGUGAGAAUUGGCACCAACCGGUUAAGUGUGAUCUCCUUAAGAAAUGGAAGAAAAAGUGCGACGACGAUAGCGAAACAUCCAAUUGGAUCGCCGCCAACACUAAAGAGUGUCCCAAAUGUCAGGUGACAAUUGAAAAGGAUGGCGGAUGUAAUCAUAUGGUAUGUAAGAACCAGACGUGUAAAGCCGACUUCUGUUGGGUUUGUUUGGGUCCGUGGGAACCACACGGCUCGUCGUGGUAUAGUUGUAAUCGAUAUGAUGAAGACGAGGCUAAAGCAGCCAGAGAUGCACAGGAGAGGUCCAGAGCUGCACUCCAGCGCUACCUUUUCUAUUGUAAUCGUUACAUGAAUCACAUGCAAAGUCUUAAAUUUGAGAACAAGUUAUACGCGUCCAUAAAGGAGAAGAUGGAGGAAAUGCAACAGCACAACAUGUCCUGGAUUGAGGUCCAGUUCCUCAAGAAAGCAGUUGAUGUAUUGUGUCAGUGCCGACAAACCCUUAUGUAUACCUAUGUAUUUGCUUAUUAUCUCUUGAAAACAAACCAAUCGAUUAUUUUUGAAGACAAUCAAAGAGAUCUCGAGAGCGCCACAGAAAAACUUUCAGAAUAUUUAGAAAGAGAUAUAACUCAUGAAAAUCUGUCCGGAAUUAAACAGAAAGUUCAGGACAAAUACAGAUAUUGCGAGAGUAGACGUAAAGUGCUUUUACAACACGUCCAGGAAGGCUAUGAUAAGGAGUGGUGGGAAUAUACCGUCAAAGUUGAUAGAGUCUGAGUUUGACACAAACUAUACACAUAUUGUUUCAUCUAUUUCUUUCAAAUAAUAAAUUAUUUGCAGUCAAUUUUAUUAAUAAUAAUAAUAAUGAUAAAAAUAAUAAUAAACAAAGAUUUAAGUUAACAAAUUAUGAAACAAUAAUAAUACCGAAACUUUAAUUAAAGUAAUAAUCAUAAAUUGAUUAAUAAUAGCAAAUGUUAACUAUUUAGUUAUAAACAACAAACGAAUGGCAAUUUGCGCCUAAAUAUAGUUAAAUACAUAUAUCUAUUAAAAUUGUAUGAAAUCUACUUUUUUAUACAAAACAUCAUUACGUUUGUGUAAAAUAUGCCAACUCUUUGUCCGAAUCUUUACUUAUGGUUUUGUUCGUCUCUUUCUCUUAUU
Molecule: messenger RNA, 2160 nt
Organism: Oppia nitens
Lineage: Eukaryota; Metazoa; Arthropoda; Arachnida; Sarcoptiformes; Oppiidae
Product: E3 ubiquitin-protein ligase arih1-like
Exons: 11
Coding region: 229-1779 (516 amino acids)
Biological process (GO): protein polyubiquitination; positive regulation of proteasomal ubiquitin-dependent protein catabolic process; ubiquitin-dependent protein catabolic process
Cellular component (GO): ubiquitin ligase complex; nucleus; cytoplasm
Molecular function (GO): zinc ion binding; ubiquitin conjugating enzyme binding; ubiquitin protein ligase activity
Source: RefSeq, a predicted model, not a curated record